AUGAAGCUCCCCGACCUGGACCUGCAAGCCCUCUUCUUUGACCUCGACGGCACCUGCGUCAACUCGGACCACAUCCACUUUUCCACAUACCGCGACAUCCUUCUGGAGCUCGCCCCAACGUUUAACUCUGGCCUCCCGAUCACCCGCACCUAUUACGACACUCACAUGUCGGGUCGUCAAAAUCCCGAACUGGUCGCGUCCCUCCUCCCCUCUGUCCCGCUCCCCAUUCGCACGCGUCUCUGGCAGGCCAAAGAGGCGCGCUACGAGGACCACAUCACGCGCGGCGUGCCGCCCAUCUCCGGUCUUCCAGAUCUCCUCUCCCUCGCGCGCACAAAGCACCUCCGGACAUAUGUUGUGACCAACGCCCCCAGGGGGUCCUGCCACAAAACCAUGGCCGCUAUUGGAAUCGCGGAGCACUUUGGCUCGCACGUCAUCGUCGCCGAGGACUGCGCCGCGCCCAAGCCUGACCCGGCGCCGUAUCUGACGGCGCUAAAGCUGGCCGGCGUGCGCCCGGACCAGGCCGUCGUGUUCGAAGACUCGCCUUCCGGCACGUGCAGCGCCGUUGCCGCAGGGCUGCUAACGAUCGGCGUGCGGUCGACGCAGACGGACGAAACGCUCCGCGCGGCCGGGGCGACUUUGACGAUCGGCGACUACCGCGACGCGGUUCUCCACAAGGCGCUCGCCAAGUGGGUCUCCUAG
Chondrus crispus (carragheen) is the source of this 699-nucleotide messenger RNA. Its product is annotated as HAD-like hydrolase family protein. The record is from RefSeq and is a predicted model, not a curated record. NCBI's taxonomy places the organism in Eukaryota, Rhodophyta, Florideophyceae, Gigartinales, Gigartinaceae. The transcript is spliced from 2 exons. The coding region runs from base 1 to 699 and encodes 232 amino acids.